AUGAAACUUCGUGGCGUGUUUCGAGCGACCAAACUGCCGUCUGGACAGCAUACCAUUGGCACCAAGUGGGUAUUCAAGAUCAAACGGAAAGCUGAUGGAUCCAUCGAGAAAUACAAGGCGCGUCUCGUGGCAAAAGAGUUCAAGCAGAAAUAUGGCAUCGACUACACGGAAACGUUUUCGCCGGUAGUCAAGUACGUGACGCUGCGCAUGGUGGUUGCAAUCACGAAGUACUUUGGCUGGACACUGGACCAACUGGACGUGGUGACAGCUUUCCUUUACGGAGAAAUGAAGGAAAAGGUAUUCUGCGCGAUCCCAGAAGGAGUCGAAGUUGAUGAAGACUUUGACUGCUUUGAACUGGUCAAGGCGAUCUACAGACUAAAACAAGCAUCGCGCGUAUGGAACGAGACUUUUCAUGAGUUCGUCUGCUCCAUUCGAUUUCAAGUCUUCGAUUUUGACCCGUGUCUUUAUCUCAAGAUUACAAGUGGCGAGUGCGUGCUUUUGCUGGUAUACGUCGAUGAUGCGUUGGUGACUGGCAGCUCAACCGAACUGAUUUUUUGCACCAAGAGUGACUUAAAGGCGCGUUUCGAAAUGACCGACAGUGGGAAGUGCGCAUUCGUGUUGGGCAUCGAGCUGGUGGACAACGACAACGGUAGCGUGACGAUGUGCCAGCGACGCUACGUGGAAGAUGUUCUCAAGCGUUUUGGCAUGAGCGACUGCAAAGCCGUCACCAGCCCAACAGACAUCAGUUCUCGACUCAUACCAAGUACCGCAGCAACUAAAAUCGACGCCCCGUUUCGUGAAGCGGUAGGCGCUCUGAUGCACUUGAUGACCGCGACACGACCGGACAUUGCCUUUGCUACUGAUGACAAGAUAGACUUCUGUGGCUACUCGGAUGCAGACUGGGCCGGCGACCAUGCAGACCGCAAGUCGACUUCAGGAUAUGCGUUUAUCCUGAUGGGUGCUCCGGUGAGCUGGGGAAGCAAAAAGCAGUCAAGUGUGUCGCUGUCAACAAGUGAAGCUGAGUACAUUGCACUAAGUCUGGCGAUUCAAGAAGGCAAUGUUGAAAAGACAGCGGCUGUGAAGAAUGUUGAAAAGACAGCGGCUGUGAAGAAGACACCUCGUCAAGCUGCGUCAAGUGUUGAAGCAAGUGGAAGACCAAGCUUCGCUAAACCGGUGGGUACCGGUAUGUACCAGUAA
Peronospora matthiolae is the source of this 1197-nucleotide messenger RNA. NCBI's taxonomy places the organism in Eukaryota, Oomycota, Peronosporomycetes, Peronosporales, Peronosporaceae. The record is from the annotation of a GenBank genome assembly.